UCUUGGAGACGGCACAGAGCGGCUGGAACCCACUAUCUGGCUAAAUCAGGUCCCAAACAUGCAGUAUAAUCAAUGGUACUCCAAAAACGGUGGGACCGGAAGUGUUUACUUUUCCGACUUCCGGCGACCGCAGCAGGGCUCCGCCAUGAUGUUGGAGUCUGUUUCACAGAUGCAUGGUGGUGGUUUGCUGGAGUAACUGGAUAUCCCUGUGCUGCCACUCUCUGAUCCACUGAUACCAGUAAGGAUUACCGUCUGAUAGAUAGGUAACGGAGGGAAGCAGCCUGGGAGACUGGCUCACUGCUGGUAGGGGGGCACAGGGUAAAUAAGGAAUGGGGUAACUGUGAGAGGGGCACAGGCUAAAUAAGGAACUGGGUAACUGUGAGAGGGGCACAGGCUAAAUAAGGAACUGGGUAACUGUGAGAGGGGCACAGGCUAAAUAAGGAACUGGGUAACUGUGAGAGGGGCACAGGGUAAAUAAGGAACUGGGUAACUGUGAGAGGGGCACAGGCUAAAUAAGGAACUGGGUAACUGUGAGAGGGGCACAGGCUAAAUAAGGGACUGGGUAACUGUGAGAGGGGCACAGGCUAAAUAAGGGACUGGGUAACUGUGAGAGGGGCACUUUUGGAUCAACAGCAACAACAUUUGUGAGGAAGGCUGAACUUGAUGGACUCAAGUCUCUUUUCAGCUAUGUACUAUGUAACUAUGAACGGGGUAACUGUGAGAGGUGCACAGGCUACAUAAGGCUGCUGGUCCACAUUCACAUAUAUAUACACCAUGGAGGAGGGCAUACCUGGCAGGUAAUCCUCUGUACAAGAAACAGUCCAUGUUCUGAGCCCAAAUCUCACAGCCCUACUCUUUGCUAUCCCACUAUUCCUUUAUUUAGUCCCAAUAUUCAGUCAAAUGGAUUGUAAGAGCUUUCACAGUAAAACCCAUAAUAAUUGUCCUAAUAUAUAUAUAAUUUAGGAUACAAUGUAAACUAUUGUGUGAGGAUACAAUGUAUGACCCUGUAGUUGGAGCCAGUGGCGAAUCCAGAGCCUGAUCUCAGGAGGGAUACUUGUACAUUAUUUAAAGAAAUAAUCUAGGCACAAUAACCACUACAGCUGUGUGUAGUAGUUAUGGUGCCAAUAGUGCCAGCAUCCCAUCCCAGAGUAAGUAGUGAAACCGUUUAAGAACAGUUUGAUAACUUACCUGGGGUCUGCUGGGAUAUAGGGCAUAGGAGUAGUGGUAUGUGUUAGGGGUGAUGUGUGCGGUGAAGUGUGAGGGCGGCAGUGUGUGUGAGGCUUGCAGUGUAUAUGGGUGGGGGGCACUGUAUGGGGAGGCAUGGUGUGUGUGUGGGGCAGUUUUUUGGGGGCAGUGUGUGUAUGGGGGAGGAGGGUAGGGAGGCUUUUGAAUAAUUUUUAAAUUUAUUUUUAUUUAAUAAAAUAAAUAUAUUGAUAUGUGUGGGGCACUGUGUGGGGGGCAUUGUAUGUAUGGGGGGCAGUGUGUGCAUGUGGGGGCAGAUUUUUGGGGGCAAUGUAUGUAUGGGGGGGGGAGGAGGGUAGGGAGGCUUUUUAAUAAGUUUUUAAUUUAUUUUUAUUUAAUAAAAUAAAUAUAUUGAUGUCCCCCUUCCCUUCUUACCUUUACUGAGGGAGGAGGGGGGACAUGUCUUGAUCCCUGGACAUGUCUUGAUCCCUGUUCACACUCGCAAGAUCCGGAGCGUUGCUGUGGUAACCGUGCUCGCGAGAGUAGGACCCGGAGGAGCUGCAGGUUGUGCUCCCGGGUCCUCACUCCCUCCCCUGCCGGCUGCCAGCACGUUGCCUGCAGACCAGGAAGGGAGAUCACUGAUCUCCCCUACUGUCCGUGAAGGCACAUUGCAGGGCUGGCGCUUGGACAGGGCCAGCACUGCAUUAGCCGGCAGGGGAGAAUCGGGGGGGCAAUUGCCCCGUUGCCCCCCUCACCCCCUGGAUCCGCCAGUGUAUUGUUCUCAUUGGGAAUAAGAGUCCUACUGGAGGGAUUAUUGCCAAGCACGGUCUAUCAUUGGGAGGGAGGCAGUAGAAAGGGUUAAGUGUUGCAGUAAUGCAACUCCCAUAAACCCUUGAUCAGCUACUGUAAUGUGUCUGUAUAUGUGCGCACAUAUGGGGGGGGGGCAGAUUUCCAUCAUGGUCACCAUAAAAACAUUGAAGCCUUAGAUUUCUGUGACAUUGUCUGUUCCAUCUUUUCAGUUUAUAAGAGAUGUUUAAGAAACCAAAUCGCACUCUUCGUGUGCGGAAAGCAGAAUCCAGCGAGGACGAAGAAGAAGAGACUCUGCCUGAGCAGCUUGUUGACAAAAGACAGAAAAGAGUCGGCAGCCGUGGCUUGGCAUGUGGAACCAGAGACAGGAAAACUGUUCAUGCUGCAAAAAUUGCCAGCUAUGCGGAUGAAGAUGAGGAGGAAAGUAAUUCUGAGCCUGAAGAUGCUGAUAUCAAUGAGGACUUCAGGAAGCAGCGGAGGGCUGGGGGACCCCACAGUUUGCUGAGCUUCACUGAAGAGAAAGAAGGUGACAAAUAGCUCUUAGUUGCCACAAACACUUAUUAUUUUUAUAAAAUUUCUCAGUAGUUUAUUCUUUUUAGCCCCCACCUUUGUUAUUGUGUUCUGCAUUCUGCUGCCAAUUUUAAAGUAUCUGUAAUCAAGGGGCAGCCACUAAGAAGACCCCCAGAUUCUGUAAAAUCACAAGUCACGUUUGGUUGGACAACUUUAAAGGAAUACGAUAGGUACCAAAAUAACUUUUGCUUAAUGAAGCAGUUUUGGUGUUUAGACUAUGCCAUUGCAGUCUAUGGCAAUACUUUGCCAUUUAGGAGAUAAAUCACUUAUACAGCACUUGUCACACUUCCUUGCAUGUGACCUGUACAGCCUCCUUACACACUUACUCUAAAGAGAUUUAAUGUUUAAACUUUCUUUAUUCCUUUAAUUUAAAAGUUAUUUUCUCCUGCUCUGUUAUUAGUGUUCUCGAUCCUGCAGGAGCCAAAGUAUAGAAAUAAAAGACCAAAAGGGUAAACCGUUUAGUAGGUGAGGCCCUUAGGAAAGCGAGUAACCCAAAUUAAAACGGAACUUUUAAGAAAUAUAAUAAAAGAAAUGAGUGAAAAAAAUACUAAAUCAAAUAUAUAAAAAAAUUAGUCAGCAGAAUAAAUAUAACUUCUGCCUGUAUAAGGAAAAAUAAAUUCCACAAAGGUGCAUAAAGCACAUAGAGUAUACAGAGUAUCUAAGUAAUACUGUCAAAAUAAAUAUUCAGAAUACGUAGCUAGAAAAUUAAAUAAUAAUUGAAGUAUGAAGGAAAUAUAAAUGAAUAAACUCAAAAGAAUGUAGAUAUCAGUCCCAUAAUGUCUCACUGUCAAAAAACCGUGAUAAUUGGAAGCUUAGAUGCCUACUGCAAGGAAUUGAUACAGGAUUAGCAACAAAUGUAACUGCAAGCUGAAAAUCACAUAUGUUGCUUCUCUAAUAACCCAGACAGGGGAGAUAACACAAAGAGUAAAAAGACUGUUAGUCUUGCCAGAGAUCGAGGUGGUUAUCGAGGAGAGAAAGUGGAUAGGAAAGACUAGCUUCCCUACUCUGCUGUGCCUACAAGGGCACCCCUUAAAAAAAUACUAGAAACCCCCUCCCCUUGUCUAAGUAGAAUAAAGGCAGUAUGUCAAACAAAAAAAAACAAAAAAUGAUAAAUAAAGAAAGGAAUAAACAUAAAAGAUAAAAUAAAUCUCGUAUGGGUGGUGUAAUCUAAUGGUAUCAAGGCAUGUCCCCUUAUCAACAGGACCAACACCAUACAAAAUAAUGUCCUGACGAACGUUUCGCCGUUAAGGCUCUUCCAGAGGAACAGAAUCAAAUUUUGCAAUGAUAUAAAUAGGGCGUCUCUGUCCCUAAUUGGCUUUCCGUUCACCAAUCCAUGAAUGGAUUAAAUGUAGAUCCUGCGAAGCCUCCUGAAAGUUACAUUUACAGAGCUAAAAGUAAAAUAAGUUAAGGUCUGAUUGAAAAUGAAACCAUUUUUGUCGUGCAGGCUGCCUAAGUCACAUGCAGGUGAAGUGUGGCAAGGACUGCAUGGACAGAAAAAAGGUGAUUUAACUCCUAAAUGGCAGAGAAGUGAGCACUGAGACUGCAGGGGCAUCAUCAAUACACAGAAUCUUCUUUAUUAAGCUAAAGUUGCUUUGGUGCCUUUUUGUAUCACUCUAAUGAUCUUGGUAUAUUUGUACAGCAAGGUGGGAAUCCACCUUAGAUUAACCCUAGCAUUUUCAGUCUAACACUUGUGGUUCUUCAUGCUGUUCCAAUAGCUGUCUCCAUCUCCUUUUAAAAUGUGCAGUUAUGUAUCGUUGACACUUUACUCUCCCAAAACUAGCUGUACACAUUGUUUUGCUGCAUUACUGAUAUUUACAAUACCACUUUCAAAAUGAACUCCACUCUGUCCUGCUGUACAUUUAUGCCAUACAUAAUUUUUCGCUGUAUCUUUCAGAAGGCAACUGCUUUAUAAGCGAUAAUAUGCAGAGAAACUGCUCUAUUUACAAUUUUGACAAAAAGGUAAUUGGGAGCACACCCAAAACAUGCAUUUUACUGGAAUGGUGCUGCUGUAGUGGCCAAAAUGUAUAAAUACUACAGAUUAAGAACAGCGGACACAUAAAAAUACAAUUUAAAAUGUUAUAAUGCUAAUUAAAAUCACCUAUUUUAGAAAACAAACAUAGGGAUUCAGUUCCACCAUCUGGCCAUAUUGUGUUAAGCACACUACUACUUCACAGUACCCCAAUAUCAGUGAGUCCUACACUAAUACCAACAUGGGAGACAAAUUAAAUAGUACUAGCGCUAAAUAAGCUAAGGUGUACUUUAAUAAAUUGUUGUAAGAGCAUUGUGAAUAUAUAUAAUGCAAAAUUAAUGUGAUAAACGCAAUUCAAAAAAAUACAGUGUCAAAACUAAACAAUUAAAGUGAUAGUGCUUUUAUGUAUAUACUCACAAUACAUAUCACACAUCUGCUCUUUACCAAAUUUAAAUUAUAAUUAAAGUUACAUUACUAUAAAAAAAAAAAAAAAAACUCCUCAUUAGCUGUCUAAAGUAAUAUGUAGACCAGGGCUAAAAAUUCCACUAGCCUUAGGCAAAUGAAAAUGUAGCCCUGACAAGUAGAAAGUCGCCCCUUAUGAAUAAGCUUGGACCCUCCAAUGGUGAGUAACUUUUAAGGCCUAGUUGGUUUCUUAGGACUUGAAAUAUUAAACCCUGGUGUAGAUUAUUAUUUUUGCUGAGUUAUAAUCAGCUUCCAUGUGGGAAUGUUUUACGUUGGACUAAAUUAAUAUAAUCUAAACCACCUACUUUGUAAUUAAGCAUUUGCUAUAUAAUUGAAGUAAUAUUUGUUAUACUAAUAUUGAAAACUUUAAAAUUUACUUUUGUCUAAAUAAUUUAUUGCAAGAUUAUUUAAUUGUUUCUUUCCUUUUGCAAUAUAUAUAUAUAUAUAUAUUUUAUUUUAAACACAAUUAAGAUUGGCUAUAACCUACACUAUAUCUAAUGUUGAUAACCAUGAGUAUAAAGAAAUAUUUCCUGUUUCAAUAUGACUUUUUUAUUUUUAAUUUUCUAGGUGAAGAGGUAUCCUUUCAAAUCAAAAAACCUUCUGUUAAUACGUUUGUAUUUAAAGCUAAAAAAAAAUCCAAAAAGGAGGACCAUGAAAAAGAGCAAGAGAAUAGUGGUAAGUGGCGUUCUGGAAACCAUGUCUGGUCACGGAAUUUGUUCCUCAUCCACUUAGGUUAUGUAAUAUGGCAGAUUUGUUUAUACAGCUUAAAUGGACGCUCUAUGUAUCAAAACAAUUUUCAAUUCACAAACUAGUUUUGGUGUAUUGAUCAUGCCCCUGCGGUCUCACUGCUCAAUUCUCUGCCAUUUAAGAGUUAAAACACUUUGAGUUCUGUUUAUGCAGCCCUCCAUGAAAAAAGGGUUUCAUCCUCAGUCAGAUCUUACAGGAUAGUGUGUUUACUUUUAAAUUUAUUAUCUCUUGCUCUGUUAAUUGAACAUUAUGAACAUGCAUAAUUGUCCUGUAGGCUCUAGAAUCACUUUUCAAUGUAGAAGAAGGCUGUGUGAGUCACAGACAAGGUGAUUUAUGUCCUAAAUGGCAGGGAACAGAGCAGUGAGACUGGAGGGAGUGAUUUAUUUAUAUUUUUAUAUAUGUGUGUGUAUGUAUGUGUAUGUAUAUAUAUAUAUAUAUAUCUAUAUCUAUAUCUCUAUCUAUAUAUAUAUAUCUCAGAAAAUCCUUGCACUCAGGCUAUAGUGUCCUAUACUUGCCGGGUGCUCAGCCUGGGACUUUGGUUAUCCAAAAAACGAGAGGAAUGGCAACACUUACGGAUUCAAUAAAAUAUCUUCUUUAUUAGCAAAACUAAAACGUGAGAUCAAGAAGGAUCAACGUUUCAUUCCUUUUCAGGACUUUCAUCAGGAUCAAUAAGGUACAUACAUAUAAACUCACUAUAUAUAGGAGAUGUAAAUUAGAAAAUAGAACCACCCCAAGUGCAGUGCAUGCCAGUCGGCGUUCCGCCGGAAACUGUGCGCAUGUGUGACAAGAACUCCACCCCUAGAAUUGACGUGCAGCGUGUGUACGUGGCGACGGCGUGCGUGUUGUCAUAGUAAUGUGGCAUGCCAUAACUGGUAACUAUGGUUACCUGGAAUAACAAUAAUAAAGUGCCGUGCAAAUUAAGAAGAUGAGAAAUGUCUUCACAUUAAAACCCAUGCAUUUUAAUGUGUUUAGCAGAAAACAGGAACUGCCAUAAAGAGUGUUACAGAGAUGGGUGAGUUUAGUGAAGAUGCAAUAAAGCAUAAAAGCAAACAAAUUAUAACAAUAAUUUGGAACAGGGUGUAAUUAAGCUAAAAUGUUUUUGUUGCUUAGUGUUCCUUUGCGUUUUUAAGUUUUUAAAUAUUCUUCUUAUUUUAAUAUAUCAUUGUUUUCCAAGCAAGGUAUAGUGAGUCAUGCUUAAAACCAUUUUUUUUGGUCUUUUAGAUUCUUUUGAGUUGGAAAGUGACCAUAGCUCAGAGUCAGAGCAUCCUCAACACACGAAUUCCCCACCUUUAAAGAAGGACUCUUCAGAAUCUGCAGCCAGCAGCCCGUCCCUGUCUCCUGGUGACAUAGAAGUGACAGGUUUGUACUUUACCCAUGUAUUUUAUCUCUUUUUUUAUUUUAUCUCUAAAUUCUGAGCCUUUACUCACAGCUACUACAGGCCAUUUGCUAUAUACACUGAUCAGCCACAACAUUAAAACCAUUGACAGGUGAAGGGAAUAACUUUGAUUAAAUUGAUUAUAUUGUUACCUGUUCAGGGGUGGGAUAUAUUAGGCAGCAAGUGAAUAGUCAGUUCCUUAAUUUCAUGGAUUGGAAGCAGGAAAAACCGGCAAGUUAAAAUACCUGAGUGACUUUGACAAUGGCCAAAUAGUAAUAGCAAGAUGACUGGGUCAGAGCAUCUCCAAAAAUGUCAAAUCUUGUGGGAUGUUUCCGAUAUGCAGUCGUUAGUACCUGCGAAAAGGGGUGCAUGAAGGACAAACGAUGAACUGGCAUCAGGGUUAUGGGCACGUGGGGAGCGGGUCCAAACAAACAGAAGCGCUAUCGUUGCUCAAAUUGCUAAAAAACAUAAUGCUGGCCAUGACAGAAAAGUGUAAAUACACAGUGCUUUGCAGUUUGGUGCUGCGCAGCCACAGACCGGUCAGAGUGCCCAUAAUGAUCCCUAUCCAGUGCCGAAAGCUCAUUCAAUGGAAACGUGAGUGUCAGGUCUGGACCAUGGAGCAAUGGACGAUGGUUGCCUGAUCUGAUGAAUCACGUUUUCUUUUAGAUCAGAUGGAUGGCCAGAUGCGUGUGCGUAGUUUAGCUGAGAAAGAGAUAGCAGCAAGAUGCACUAUGGCAAGAAGGCAGGCCGGCGGAGGCAGUUUUAUGCUUUGGGAAAUGUUUUGCUGGUAAAAACUUGGGCCAUGUGGCUUUUACUUUGACAUGUAUCACGUAAUCAUAGAUUGUUGCAGAUCACGUACACCGCUUCAUUGCAAUGGUGUUCCCUAGAGGCAGAAUAAUGCGCCCUGACACACUGCAAAAAUUGUUCAGGAAUGGUUUGAGUAACAUGACAAAGAGUUCAAGGUGCUGCUUUGGCUUCCAAAUUCCCCAAAUCUCAAUCUGAUUGAGUAUCUGUUGGAUGCAAUCUGAUGGAGGCCCCACCUCGCAACUUGGAGGACUUAAAGGAUCUGCUGCUAAUGUCUUGUGCCAGAUACCACUGGACACGUUCAGAGGUCUUGUGAAGUCCAUGCCUCCAUGCAUCAGAAAUGUUUUUUUUGCUCAAGGGGGAACUACACAAUAUUAGGCUGGUGGUUUUAAUGUUGUGACUUUUCCGUUUAGAUUUAAUUACAGUCAUCUUUAAAUACUGAUGCUUUAACUUUGCAUAGAGAUUCAAUAUAACUUUGCAAAUAUAUUGGUAAAAAUAAACAUUGUUCCAGACUGAAAGUAUUCUCUAGUUCUUGCUUCCUAGCUCUGAUUCUUUGGCUAUUUUUCUGGUUAGUUCUGUACAAUCCCAGUUUAGUGAAUAACCCCAAAGAAAUAUAUCAGUUGGUGAAUAUAAGAGCAGUUUCUACUCAAUUGUUUGUAAAGAUGGAUUAUUAUGUGGAAUAGUUUAUUUAUGAAACACACAUCCCCAAGCCUGGCAAUAUCUUUUGAUGACUUGCUAGCUUAGCUGCCAGUGUUUGAACAUCCUAUACGCCUCUAGCAAGUGUGACAAAAUGUUUGCUGGAGCACUAGCAAAGGAAUAAGGAGCAAGAACGCUGCCAUUAAAAAUAAUAAAAAAAAAUAAUAAUAAAAAUCAAUCGAUAUACCCCUAAAGAAAACAUGCAUUUCAAUCUUUUGGGAAUAUAUUAAAUAUUUGUUUCCAAUAACUGCAGAGCUUGUAUCUGCAUUUACUGCAAGUCUUCCCCUUCUUGUCUGGCACAAAUGAAAGACUCGGUACAAAGGAUAAGCAUUUUCGGCAGUGAGCCCUUACAAAGCCAGAUAUAACCCUCAAACAAUUUUAUUACCCCCAUACAUUUUGUUUGUGUAUAUCACAUAAACCCUGCAUUAAGGGGUGGGGAGAUGAGGACAUAUUUAAAAUCCAUUGUUACUAAAAGGUUCUAAAGGUUACUCGCUGCUACAAUCCUGGGAGGGUUAAUGGCUCACUCACCAGGGGUGAAUUUCAAUUCGACAGGGCUAAAUUUUGAACACCUGGCAGUGUUACUUUUAUUAGUAUUUCUUCAUUUGUCCUCCCAUCCCGCUAUAUAUGAGGACAUGUCCCACUAGUGGUAAAUUGUGAAUAAUAAACCAAAAGCUUUAACAGUUGGGGUAGAGAAUCCCAGUAAGUGUUGCUGAAGAUGAUUUGGGCUACUAGGUUGUCAUCUUCCAGUUGACAUUCGGUUGAUUUCACAGACUUGCUGGGAAGUCAUUACUGACUCUAGUUUGCCUCUUAAUUUCUGUUCAGCACAGGUGAAAUCCCAGAUGCCAAGAACAUCUCGGCAGCUUGCAGCCCAAGGAGACUACUUAUCUCUUGGUGUGUUAAAGAAAGGUAGAGACUCCAGCCAGUCAGAAAGUGACGAUGAACAGGAUGAUCAUGAGAGAAGAAUCUGUUUUGCUCCUGGAACAAAAACAUUGAAAGAUCAGAUGGCAGAGGAGAUUUGUAAGUUGAGAUACAAAGCACUCUGUAAAAAGUCAUCAUGAUUUUUUUUAUUUUUAUUUUGUCUAGAUGAGGAAAAUUAAGCCACAAAUAAGUGAAUAUGCUGCUUAUUGGCUUUAAGUAACAGAAGCUAAUUUGUUGAAUAACAAUAUUAUCUAUAAAUGUUUUGCUCUCUAAAGCAGAACUGUUGCAUUGCAUUUUUGAUUACUAAAAUCAGCUAUGAUCCUCGUCUGGUAUUCACUCCCCCUCACUAGAGGGGAGGGAUGUCAAGGAGGACUGGCUGAGGGGAGGACUUUGGGCAGCAGAGCGAAAGGAGGAGCCGUGUCGCCAUUGGACAUGCUAUGAGUUACACCUCUGAUGGCGAACAGCUUUAACUCUUUAUGUGCAGUGUUUCAUACAAAAGCCAAACACCAUGAUCACUUGAAAUCACUGAAGUGGUCAUGGUGCCUGGAGUAACCCUUUAAAGAAAAGAAAAUCCGAUUUAACUUUCAUUUUGUUAACAUUAUUUGUUUAGUUUUUCUGGCCAAGAUAUACCAUGAUAAUUAAUAUAACCCUACUAUCCAAUACACGAAAGCACAGGUAAGUGUAUGGUGCAAUGGAAUGAAUAUACGUGGGAACACUAAUAUUUAAUUUCUCUACAAAAGCACAUCAGCAUGUCAAAGUAUCGUGGGGAAAUUAUAUUUUGUUGCCCGGAGCAUGGAGGUGCUGUGGAUUUAAGUAUUUUUUUGUUUUACUUACUUUGCUACUCAAAGUCUAGCAUCUGGCAAUGUGAUCUGUAUUUUUUUGUUUUUGUCUACAUCUGAUCUGCUGUGUUUUUCAGCAGCAAGUAGUGACUCAGGCGAAGAGAAGAGCAAGGAAGACGAGGACUUCCAGGAUCAAUGGGAGGAACAGCAGAUAAGGAAAGCAAUAAAGUACCCAGAGGUGAGUGCUUAGUAAACAUAUAUUCACCAAAAUGUAUUCUUGAUCAAAUAUGGCCAUAUUGGAAAUUCAACAAAAUAAUUUUUCUGCUAUCGAACAUAAAUGCUGUUAAUAAUAUUGUUUUAAUUUUAAUUUCAUUUUUUUAAUUAAGUUAUCUUUAGUGGAACUCCUGAACAAAAUCUAUAACUAUAAAAAAUACUUGUGCUCAUAACACUGCCAUAUUUUUUAAGAAACCUGUAAUAGUUAAAGGAACACUAUAGUCACCCAGACCACUUCAGCUCAAUGAAGUGGUCUGGGUGCCAGGUCCAUCUAGGGUUAACCCUGCCUGCUGUAAACAUAGCAGUUUCAGAGAAACUGCUAUGUUUACAUUUGGGGUUAAUCCAGCCUCUAGUGGCUGUCUUCCGGACAGCCACUAGAGGCGCAUCUGCUCCGCUGGAGGCACAUUUUGCCUCCAUCACGCAGAGCGUCCAUAGGAAAGCAUUGAGAAAUGCUUUCCUAUGGACACUUUGAAUGUGCACGCGGCACUUACUGCGCAUGCGCAUUCGGCUACGCUGACGUUGGCGGGGGAGGAGAGGUCACCAGCGCUGAGGGAGCCCAGCUCUGGAUUAAGGUAAGCUACUGAAGGGGUUUAACCACUUCAGGGCCACGGGAGAGGACCCUAAGGGCGAGGGCACCCUCAGGGCACUAUAGUGUCAGGAAAACUGUUUUGUUUUCCUGACACUAUAGUGAUCCUUUAACACAGAUGCUCCUUGUUAUACAUAGGAAUGAUGUGCAAAAUAUAUUAUUUUGUAUGAUUAGUGAUCUGUAGGAGGCAGGACUCUCCUCUGUGUUUUGUUUUUUAUUCCAAUCAUUAUAAUACCCAGACCAUGCUGACUAGAUAUUAUACUAUGCUUCUCUGCUACAAUGACUCUCUGACUGCACAGGACAGGGGUGACUCCAUGCAAGGGACAGUUUGUCCCACCCUGUUAAAAUACUACAGUGACUGCCUUUUAUGUGACACCAGAUGAAUUCAUUAAAAGCAAAUUCCUAUGCCGGCCACUGUUGCAAAGUAGUAGUUUUUAUGAGCAUUUGUAGAAAGCAGAUCGCAUCAUGCCUCUUACAGCAUUUCUCAAUAGUUGCAUAGCUCUGUAAUAUGCUUGGCCAAAUGUGCAUAUUCAGCUUUAUCAUAUGUCUAAUAUCUCUUUUGCCUCUAUAGAUUCUCGACAACGAUUUGUUACCUGUGCGAAAUACGCAGAACCGUAGAAACAUAGAGCCAAGGUUUUCCCUGCCUCCAGUAAAUAUUGGAGACAUCAAAAAGAAGCUUACUGCAAGGUGAGGGUUGCCGUUUGAGUAGGUAAUCAAUGAGGGGUUAUUCAGUGAAUUGGGAACUCAUGCAUACCUGUCAGCCAAAAUUUUCUUUAAUAUUUCUUCCUGUUCUUAGGAAAACCCGCUGUACUUGCAGUGUUAUUCAUUAAAUUAAGAGUGAAUUUCAAAUUUAAGGUCAAAAGAAUUUAAAGUUACAUCUGGUCAUUAAAGGGACACCGUAGGCACUGUAUCUGCUUCAUCUCAUUAAGCUGGUUAUAGUGUCUGGAGUCCUCUGGUACCAUCAUUUAUUUCAGCAUUAAACAGUUUUUAAACUUUUAAUGUUUUAAUGCUAAACAAGAGUCCUUGGCAAUCCAUCCCCUCUGUGCUGCUUUGGCUAAUAAGGAAGUUUUAGCCUGAGCAGCAAUAGGCAGCUGUGAUUGGCUAAGAGUGUCAGCUGACUGCUUUUAGCCUGUCAGAGUUCCAACUGACGGUAUGAAUGGGUAUGACAACAAGGAAGUGAGCAAUCUCUGCCUUAGCUACACAUACUGAAGGGGCCGGACUGUGGGUGGCCAGGGACUCUUAUUUUGUGGCAUACUGCACGAACAUGGUGCAACACUGAAUGGAGGGACAGUGCCAGGGCACUCCAGGCACUAUAACCAAUUCAAAGAGAUGAAAUGCUUAUAGUGACUACAGUGUCCCUUUAAACAUUGGAAACCAUGUGUAAUCAACAUCCAUCAGCAGUUCAUAGUUUCCCUUUAAAAUACUUUUUAGAAUAAUGUUGUUGCUGUUCAUUUAUUUUUAUUUUUUUGUUACUUUCAGCAUAACUUCUUUAGAAGAGGUCCACCAAUCGCAUGUGCACGAAAAUGAGAAAUAUACUCGUGACCUUGAGAGUUCGAAGCACUCUCUAGAAAUGCUGGGAAAGUCUGUAAGCGAGCAAAGCUACAAGUUUUUCAAGGAGAUGAAAACCUAUGUAGAAAACUUUGUUGACUGUAUGAAUGAAAAGGUAAGACAGAUAAUCUGUUUUCACAAUCACAAUAAACGAAAAUGGUUGGUGUGUAUUAAAAACCAGAACUCUUCAUUUACAAUAUUUAAAAGCCAAGUGUAGAAAUUAUUUGCAAGAUUUAUAUUACAAAAUGAAAUUCUAGCCCUAUAUUGAGGAUGUGUGUUUUAUACAUGGAUCAAUAGAUUGGGAAGGAAAAUGAUGUGACUAUAACAACUGAUUUGUAUUGCCUUGUGCAAAUAUCAUUAAAAGAUCAAAUGUUCUUGGUCUUUCUAUGGAAACAGUCUAUAACAUAUAAUAAAAGUAUUGCUUUGAAAAGUUCUUUGUUGGACCCACAAUUUAAAAAAUAGAUAGAAAAGGUCUGGUCAAAUAAAGCUCUAGCAUAGUCUCUCGGGUAUAGGCAACCUUCGGCACUCCAGAUGUUUUGGACUACACCUCCUAUGAUGCUUUGUCAGCAUUAUGGGUGUAAGAGCAUUAUGGGGGAUGCACUCCACAUCUGGAGUGCUGAAGGUUGCCUAUCCCUGGUCUAUGUAUAAAUUAGUCACAUUUUUGCUUCUAUUCAUUUGUACAAAGCAGUUAGAAAAAUAUGAAUUUAUUCGUUAGUUUUUUUUUGUUGGGUUUUUUUUUCCUUUUAAACGUUUUUUCCUAAGUGCGUAAAUCUUACAUUUUCUUGCUUUCGGCAGCGGAGUCAGCCCAACACACUUUAGGCCCAGCACAAGCUUUCUUGUUAGCGCUGGGCAAUAUCCAAUCAAAGGCUUAAUGCAAAUAAUUCACUAUAGCCUUGCACUUCUCUUAUCUCACAAGCAAGUGAGAUGCACUGCCAAUGCUUUAUGCCAGCAUUAGCAGGCCAGUAAUAGAGUUGUGAACAAUUCAGUUCUCUGAACAUGGAGAUUAGGAUAUCCACUCUCCCCAAAAAUAUAAAAAGUCCUAAUGUAAACACUGAUACAAACCCUUAACUGUAUAUUGGGUCAAAAUGGAUCUAUUUUUUUCCUCAAUGUGAGAGGAGGCUGUGUGAGUCUCAGCCAGGGGAGGUGUUGCUAGGACUGCAGAAAUGAUAAUUUAACAUCUUAAUAGCAGAGAAUUGGGCAGUCACACUGCAAGGGAAUAAUCAAAGCCAUUUCAUGAUAGUGAAGAGGUUUUUCGUCUGAUCCUGUAAGUUGGGUUACAAUAGCAACUAAACCCCAGGACAUAGUUAGAAUCUUUAAACAGCUAAGUGCACCUUUUCUGUUUAAAUACUUUAGUUAUUUUUAUUAUAUAAACCAUAAUAUUUCACCAUUUAUCCAACCGUGAAAACAUUUUCUAUUCUAACAGAUAAUCCAAAUUAAUAAACUUGAGUGUGAGAUGUUUACAUUAUUUGAGAACAGAGCAAAGGAUCUUCUGCAUCGCAGGCAAAACGACCUCCGCAAUGAGUCUGCUGUCCUCCAGAAGCUCUCUGGUAAGUAUAUCUAAGAAUUCCUUAAUAUGGGGAACAGGUAUAUCCAUCUACUCUUUUAAUGUCAUCAUUCAUGGGAAGAGAAAACAGGGAGUAAUGAUUCUCUGUGGCAAGGUUCUUCCUCUUAUUUGUUAAACGCCUAGUUUUCAGAGAUAUUUCUUGCACCUCUAAUGUAUAACUCAACAUUCCCCUUUCAUAUUCACUAUACUAUCUUUGAGAUUAAUUCUAGCCAAAAAGAUCAUGUAAUAAAUGUAUAACAAUGAGUUGUGUAUUAGGAGAAAAUAAUCCUAUAUGCAAGUUUGUGAGACAUUUAUUAAUCACAAUCUUCAUUGUCAUGGUUUAUGUCUCUGGCAACACAGAUAUGUGAUCAUAACACUGAGGGGUGCUAAAGUACAUUGUUUAGGAAAGGGGAUUAUGGGAUGUUUUUAUUUUCAUGCAAGAGGUGUGUGUAUAUAGAAGUAUGUAUAUAUGUACAUUUGGGGUUUGGACGGAUAGCACAAGUCAGUUGUGCAGAGUGGUGCCAAAACUGACGUUUUGAGGAGAGGAGGGUGGGGUAAAUUUGGACGCUGGCAACUCAGAAGGGAGUGCGGCUCGAUGUUUAAAGCUGGAUAGACCCACCCACAACUCAAGGCUGCUGCCUUGCAUAUGUAUUUUAAAUAUCUUCUUUAUAUCUUGUUUUCCGUUUUACUUCUUACCUGAGGUCUACUGGGUGCCAAUUCAGGCCUCAAGAAGAUUCAGUCUGGUCUGAGCCAAGACUAGCAGUAUAGAGUUUAGCUAAUUUACAGCUCAGCAGUUUACAGCUGCAUCCUACAGCUUAUCUUAGGAGAGAUAACAGAAGCCACUCGGAGGAGCUUCCGGGUCUCUCACAACCAGAAGAGAAAGGAGUAGGGCAUGCCAUCAGGAGGAACCCUAGACACAAAUGCAAACUAUUAGCCUUAUGCAGUGGUUAUGGUGCAUGGCGUGUUUCUUUUAGCACAUUAGCAUGUUAAAAAUCGAUUUUGCCUCUUACAUCCGUUUCCUUUUUUAUUUAACAGGAAAAAAUACAGACAUUGAAGAUGCAACAAAAGGUGUGCUGGAAGAUUCAUAUUUAAGAAGGUGCCAUGUUUUAUUUUUUUAUUUGGGCAGGGGGAGUACUGUUGACAGGGUGGCACAUUUGUGUAUCAAAUGUGCAGUUUAUUUAGGGAUCAAGGGGUACAAAUAGCACCCUGGUUUUAGUCUAGGCAAAUUGUAACCAUGUUCUUCUAAAUUAGUGCUACAAAAUCAACCAGCAAUAGCAGAGGGACACCUGAUCAGCAUCAGCAAUUGAUUAUUAUUAUGGAGACACACACACACAAAAUGUCCACUAGCCAUUAGUGAGUAGAAUGAAAGUGUGAAUGUACUACCCUCCAAGCUUACUGUGUGCUUUAUUGUGCCGUAUCAACAUUACCAACAUAUAUUUCAGUCCAUGUCAAGGACUUUUACCGCGUGAAACUCAAGUUUUUAUAAAAUACACGAAAACAAUCAGGACAGAAUUUUGGCUUUUUAUUCUCCAUUAAUUUGUCUUUUCACUGUGAGACUUGUAUAAACAAUAGUGGAAGAUAGAGAAUUGUAGUGCACUUGUGGACUUUGUAUAAACCACUUUUAUGACUUUUUACUUUUCUGGUUUGGCUCAGUUGUCUCAUUGGUAUUUUGUUCUGGCUGAGAUAACGACAGAUACUAUUUCACUGAAUUUUCUCACAGACUCAAAUCCCUUACAGCCUUUCCAGUCUAUUGAUUAAAAAUAAGUUUGUAUCUAACUGCAUGUUUUUACUUUAUAUUUUAUAAGUUAUUAUUAGUUGUUAUUUAAAUAUCGCAAAUCUACUAAUAAUGCAUAUUUUGUGCAAUAUUGUCUUUAACUAGAUCUAUCUGAUAAGAAAAUCAGAUGUAUUUUUUUUGUAGAAGGAGUAACACUUAAUAUUGCUACAGUAAUUACAGCUACCAUGCAUUGAGCAUUCUACAUUCAUUUUUCUUUCUAUUAAUUUUUGCAAUAAUACAAACUGAAUAUAAUGCAUGCUAUGCCACUUUCUUUACAGGAACAAAAGGCGGAAGAAACGUGAGCUCUUGGGGAUAAAUGAUCACUGUGAAGGCAUGUCUAGUGAUGAUGAGAUGCCCUCUGAAGAGGAAACUUCUUUCAAAGAAAGUAGAGGUAUCUGAAAGGAACACUCCUCUACCCAAAUAAAAAAAAAUAUAUAUUUAUUAACAGAUAUACCUACAAAGAAAACAUACAUGCAUUUAUUAAUGUAUUUCUGUCAUUAGGGGUAUUUGUAAAAAACACUUGCAUAAUCUGCAGAUCUCUUGUUUGAAACAUCUGAAAGCCCUCCCCUUCUAACCCCACGCAGACAUUCUGUGGCUGUCCAAUCACAGACUUCCUAAAGCAGCUCAGUGAGAAGUCUUUGCAAGGCAGGUGCUCUGGGCAAUUGCUGCCUCUUGAGUUUAGUCCCAAUGAGCUAACCAAACCAGGAAGUAGCAGGACUGGUUGACUGCUUAACCCCUUAAGGACUAAACUUCUGGAAUAAAAGGGAAUCAUGACAUGUCACACAUGUCAUGUGUCCUUAAGGGGUUAAAAACCAGGGUUUUUUUUAUAUAUAAUUUUUUUUAUUGAGAGCUAAUUUUUUUUUUUUUUAUUAAAAAAAAGAAGACUUUUCACACAACGCAUUUCAGCAAGCUAAAGUACUUUAGGUGUUUGAAGUGUUUCUUUGAGAAAAAUGGCAUCAUUGACAAUACAGCGCUAAAUCUGGUUAACAAUUAGUUUCCAAACAGUAACUAGUAGUGUAUAGUCAUCCAAUGGAUUCUGCAUCACGAGGUACUGAAUCGUGAACAAAAAAAACCUAUAUUGGAUGUGAUUGUACAGAAAUCACACAACUUGCCUCCUACAGAAUAUUGUAGGUGCAAUCAGAUUAUCCAAUGUGUCCAGUUAUUUCUCUAUACAAAUCCCAAUACAUUUUUUUAUAUCCUAAACAUUGAGCUCAGUACUUGUCUGGCCAGCUGUUCCUGCUGUUAUCAUCUCACCCAUGUGCAGCUGGUGAGUGAAUAAUAGUUGGAAUGGGUUUUGCACUCGCAUCACCUGGCCUGACUCAAUAAAUACGUGCUAUCUUCUGUUGCAUUACGUCAAACAUGAAGAAACUUUUACAGUGACACAAUUUGCUGUUUAAAUCCUUUCCCACUGUUUUUGAUUUAUUUUUGAGCACAAUCUCUUUCUUUAUAAUGCAAUCUAUUUAACAUUCCAGUACAAAAAAGUAAAUCGUGUAUAUUUGUUUUUCAUUUUACAGCUAGAGUCCUAUUCGAGAGUAAAGAUUUGUUUGAAGACGUUCAUGAAGACUUUCACCGGGUAAAGAAUGCCUUGUCCAAAUUUCAGGAGUGGAGACAGAGAUUUCCAGAGUCCUAUUAUGAUGCUUACAUUAGUUUGUGCAUCCCCAAACUACUGAACCCACUUAUUAGGGUGCAUCUUUUAGACUGGAAUCCACUAGAGGUAAGAGGCUUGCAUGUGCCACCUAAGUGCGUGAUCUUAGUGCCAGGAAAACCAUUUCUAGAAUGUAUUUGUCUGAAUUUUUUUACUGUUUCAAAAGAAAAAGUUUAAUAUAUAAUGUGUCAGUUGGAGGUUGAUCCUUUGAGGCUGUUGGAGGUAUUAUUGGCUGGAUUAUCUAUUUAUUGUCACAUUUUAUGUCAAGCAAAUACACACAUAAUAGGAUGGCCAGAUACAGCAAUAGUGUCACUCUUUUGCUCCCCAGAGCUAUUUCUCGUCUAACCUAUCAUACUGUUCUGUAAGCCAGUGUGUGGCAGAAGGAUAUAAUAGUCUUAGUCUUGUUGUGCUGCUUAGCCUUCAUUUACUUUUACAUUUCUGGAUUUCUCAUUAUGAUAAGUACCAAAAACACAGGGAAACUUUUUAAUGCAAACGCUUAAGAAUUUAUUUUAACCAACUGCGUGCCUCAAUCUGGCAUUAAUAUUGUAUCCCCUGAGAGAAGCCCAGGACAACACGAUCAGGGCACUGGCCUUGCUCCAUCACACGUGGACAGAAUUGAACAGCUUUCUCCUACUCUCCACAGACGAGGUGAAAGCCUUCGACAGGGUGGGUUGGAACUUCCUAUUUGCAGUGCAACAGGCAUGCUAUGCUGGAUCAGAGCCAUCUACCCGGUCAGCUCAACUGUGCAUUAACGGAGCCCUUACAGAAUGAUUCCCCAUACGUAACAGCACCAGACAGGGAUGCCCUCUGUCGCCCCUGCUCUUCGUCCUUGCCCUCGAACCCUUCCUCAAUGCGGUCCGACAUAAUCCUGGCAUCGCAGGAGUAACAGUAGGAAAAACAGAACAUCGUGUCGCCGCAUAUGCGGACGAGCUCUUAUUCUUUGUAACAGACCCGACCCACUCCCUACCACACAUCAUGACGGAAUUCGAUGUCUAUAGCGCCUUUUCGAAUUUUAAGAUCAACUGCUCUAAAUCCACAAUACUACACACAUCCCUGCCGACACAACAGAUCAGACAACUCAAAUGGACAGACACCUCACUGAAAUAUCUUGGAAUAUGGAUGACACGGGACCCAACUCAACUAUACCAAGCAAACCUCCAGCAGCUACUCUUGAGAGUAGAGAGGGAACUCAGGGAAUGGUCUUUGCUGCACAUCACUUGGUUCGGCAGAGUGGGGAUCAUCAGGAUGAAUCUCCUACCACGGGUCAUAUACCUUUUUCAGGCCCUACCGAUAUCAAUCCCAGAAGCUUUUUUCACUCACUGCGAACCCUGAUCCUGAUGUUUGUGUGGCGGAGAUCCCGCCAGUGCAUUAAGUAUGAUGUCCUCACACUGCCAAAAUCCGAGGGUAUGCUAGCGCUACCAGACUUCCACCUCUAUUACAAGGCCACACACAUACAGAGGGUGGUGGAGUGGUCUAAGAGGGGAGUAAUAUUGUAAAGUGCUACGGAAUAUGCUGGCGCUAUAUAAAUACCAGUAAUAAUAAUAAUAAUUUAUAAACUCUGGCAGCAGGUAGAGGCCAUACAAAUGGGUAGACCAAUGUCGCUGCUGCCAUGGCUAGAACCACUAAUAGGGGCAAGAUUAGCAUCCCAAAACCCCUUUAUAAAAUCAACACUUCAAGUCUGGUACACCCAGGCCCCAAAGCUGGAGCACACCUCCUUCCCUUCGCCCCUCUACCCUAUAACCUGGCCUUCCCACCGGGCCUGGAAACGAAAGCCCUUCAAAGAUUAACUGGGAAGGACUUACCACAUAUCAGACACAUACUACAGGAGGAUAGAGUUAAACCCGUAGCACUAAUGCUGAACACAGGGAAUCCAAAUUUUAUGCAACAGUUUUUUGUUACAAACAAUUGACAGAAUUCUCUCUAUGCCCCAAAGGCCACUCAUGACACAUGCCCUUACGUCUCUAGAGGCCAUCUGUAUGGACGAGGACCCCUAAGAGCACGGGCUCUCUUUCUUGUGCAGACUGCUCAUGACACAGAGGAGGCAACCACCUCCUGGUUUCAUGGGCAAAUGGGAGACUGCCCUGGGGAAACCUUCACCCCUGCGCAGUGGCAAAAGAUAUGUGUCCUAACGUACCAUUGUGCGAUCUCAAGCAGGAUCCAAGAAUCCGCCUAUAAACUAAUGUCCCUCUGGUACAAAACCCCACAGGUCCUACACACCAUCAUCCCAUCUAUUGAUGAGUGCUGCUGGAGGUGCGGUAGGGAGGUGGGCACCCUCCUACACCUGUGGUGGAGCUGUGCCCGUAUACAACCGUUCUGGAAAUAGAUCUAUAAAUUAUUUUAUUUUUUUAAAAACACUGAUGCCCCCUCCCCCUUCAGCCCAGCACCACUGCUGCUCCACCACUCCAAAAUCCGGACUUCAGUCUAUAAAAAGUCCUUGACAAUCAGAAUCCUUAAUGUAGAUAUGAGCCUAAUCACCCUCUUUUGGAAACAAGAGCGCACCCCACCCCUAACCCUCUGGUUCCAAAGAAUACUCCGCUCCAUGGAGGACCUCACCUACCAAUCAAGUGGCAGAUCACAGACAUGCUAUGACCUGUGAGUCUAAUACCUGUUGAUCUAUCACAUUUACAUUGUGUCUCUCAUAUGAGACCCGCGCAUCUCACAACAUUAUUACAUGACUUUCUUGCAUGAGCAGUUAUGAAAUGAAAAAUUCCAAUAAAACGAUAUUUACAAAAAAAAUAUUGUAUCCGUCUCGGUGUGCAGUACGUUUUUAAAUGAUAUCCUGAUGUCCGCUCCAUAUAAAUACUUCUGCAUGGUCAAGCUGAGUAGUUGGCUUAAAGAAAUUUACAAAAACAUACUCCAAAGAGGUAAUGCAUUUGGUAACCAUAUAAAAUAAUGUAUAAUUUUCCAUAUCCAGAACAUCACUGACCUAGAAAAGUUGGAGUGGUACCAUGAUUUAGAAGAGUUUUGCUACAGCAGUGAAGAUCCUGAAACACACACCGAGGACAGCCCUGAUAACAAUGUUCUUUCUGCUGUGGUUGAGAAGAGCAUUCUACCCAAAGUGUCUGGUGAGAUUCAGAUAUGAAUUAAGGUGUCAAAUAAACCCAGGUUUUUUUUUUUGUUUUUUUUUCAAAGGUGGACUGUAAAUGAUUUCUGCAGGAACUGGUGGCAUACGCCUGUCCAGUAUAAACAGACUUUUAGUGACUGUUUAGCCAUUAGAAGUUUAAAGGGAUUCUAUUCUGCCAGGACAACAAAGCAAAUUUCCUGGCACUAUUGGUUCUUACAGGGCCCCCCUCCCUCCCACACCCUCUCCCGUGGUGCUGAAGGGGUUAAAACCUUUUUAGUAACUUACCUGAAUCCAGCACCGAUGUCCCUCGGGGAGACCUAAUGCGCAUGCUUUCAAUGCUUUCCUAUGGGGAUCCUGGUGAUGCUUGAAGUCUUCAUGCAUAGCGUGAGGAUGUUCUGUGUCAUUUAGGCGAACAAAAGUCGUCUAAGCAACGGAAGUUCCUCUAGUGGCUGUCUGGUAGAUAGCCAUUAGAGAUGGACUUAACCCUGAGAGGUAAUUAUUGCAGUUUCUCAGAAACUUAAGGGACACUACAUCCAGACCACUUUAAUGAGCUGAAGUGGUCUCUGUGCCUAUAGUGUCCCUUUAAGUUUUCCCUUACUCCAUUGCAUCAAACUUUCUUUGAAUUUCCCUUUAGGGUAUUUAUACCUUUUGUAGUUAAAGGAACGCUUGUUAGGAAUACAAAGAUGUAGUCCUAACACUAACAUACUCCUCCGCCACCGCAGCCAUCCCCCAAAGAUAUACAGGGUUAAAAAACACUUUAUUCACUUACCCGAUUCCAGCGCUGAGUUCCGCUUCCUUCGAUAUCAGGUGAUGGGGGGCUUUCCCCAGGGAUUUCCCAUGGGGUAUUUCUCUGACGCUGGACAUCCUCAUGCAGAGUGUGAGGUGAUCCUGCAUCGUUUCACAGCGUCAAACUCAGUAAAACUCCAAGAAGAGCUUCUAGUAGCUGUCUUGUAGACAACCAGUAGAGGCAGUCUUAGUCCUGCAAUGUAAACAAUGUAGUGUCUCUAAAACUGUGAUGUUUUACAUUGCAGGACUAAGGGGCACAGGAACACUACACCUAGACCACUUCAAUGAGCUGAAGUGGUCUGGGUGCCUGUAGUGUCACUUAAAGGACAAAAUAGGUGACAAGGAAGUCAAAAAAGCCACAUUAGAGUAUACUAAUAUUAAUCACUCCUAGUCUACGGUCUUUACCUCCUGCUUUAUCAUCCAACAUGCUUACUUGUUUCUCAUUAGUGUUUAAAUCCCACAUAAUGGAUCCUUUUUUUUUUUUGGUUUCAGCAUUUCUCACCCCUACCAUACUUAUAAUAAUAAUAUGUGCAUUCUGAAGUGCUGGAUAUAUUUUAUGUAUAAAUAUAAGGUAGUAUAAUAUAUACUAUAAUAGUAAAAUGUUUGUUUAUAUUGACCGACUGCUCUUCCCCCAUUUUAAAGUCUUUACCUUCAAAAGUAAUCGCGCUAUAUUAAUGACUAUCUAAAAAUGACAAGACCCCCGGAGUGACUGUGAGACCUUAAUCAGAGUAAUCCAGCAGAAACAGUUAAAUGUUUCUCCAUAUGUUUUAUGUUUCUGUAAAUAAUUUCAGGAAGUAUUGCUUUACAGAGAGGGUAGUGGACACAUGGAAUAGCCUUCCAGCUGAAGUGGUAGAGGUUAACACAGUGACAGAGUUUAAGCAUGCGUGGAAUUGGCAUAAUAUUAUCCUAACUAUAAGAUAAGGCCAGGGCCUAAUGAAUGAAUUCUUAUCUGCCAUCACAUACUAUGUUUCUAUGUUUGAUUGCCAUUUUUAAGGUGGUCUACAACAUGAUAAAACACUUGGUUAUAUGCAGGGCUUUUAAUAACUCUGUGCUGCUGUGCACAUUAGGAACACGGUAAUACAUUGAUUACUGACACUGUAUUUCUGAGUUUAUGUGAUUAGAGUUUGUAAUAGUGCUUACUGGAAAUAAUGCAUUUUUCUUUCAGAAUUUAUUGAUCACGUGUGGGAUCCACUGUCCGCCACACAAACAAGUAAUCUGGUUAGAUUCUGCAAAACAUACGUACUGGAGAGCGAGUCGAAAAAGGCAGUGCAGGUAAUGAAUUACUAGAGUGAGAAAACUGCAUCAAAAUAAAUAUUUUAUUUUAUGAGUAAUCUCGUUAGCUGCAGCUGUUUAACCCCUUAAGGACACUUGACAUGUGUGACAUGUCAUGAUUCCCUUUUAUUCCAGAUGUUUGGUCCUUAAGGGGUUAUAUUUCCUUUUCAUUUUUCACAAUUUCUAAAGAAUGUUUAGGUUACAUUUUCUAUAUGCACCUUUGAUAGUUCUUCUAUGGCUGGUCUCCCCCUGGCAUAAAUGUAAAUACUAAAAAGCAUGGCUGUCGCAUGGAAUUCUUGCACAGCAGUAGAAGCAGAAGGUUAUUAUUGAAUCCAUACAUUAGAUGUCAAUGCAGAUAGCGCUAUGCACAGAACACAUUUGUUUGCUUACCUGCCAUUUGUUUGCUUUGUUUGCUUACCUGCCAGUGAGGUGCGACUAGGGCUGCAUUAACAAAGAGAUUUAACUGGUAAAUGGCAGAGAAUUGAUCAGUGAGAUUGCAGGGACAUGUUCUAUACACCAAAACUGCCCUAUUAAAAUAAAGAUGUAUUAAUGCUUAGAGUGUUCCUUUAAUUAGAAAAAAAACAGUAAAAGAAUUUGGAAUAAGGCAUUGAGAUCUAAUGUGUCAAUCGGCAAUAAAAGACUAGGAUAGGGAUGUCCCAUCAUUUUUGUGUAUAUGAGAACAAUUUUCAGUGUGUUGUUUUAUAUCUACUGACCCUUUUAGUUUGCUAUAAGCACUAUCCCAAUGGUCCCUUUUGGGAACUUUAUCUUCUUUAAUAGAAAUGUUUUUGUUUUACUGUAUUUGUAGGAAUUGCUAAAUUCCCUGGAAUCUCGGUUAAAAAAAGCCAUCGAAGAUGAUGUAUUCAUUCCACUCUAUCCCAAAAGGUACAAUGUUUGAUAUAUCGGUACAUUAAAAUGUAUAUGCACAGUCAAUCUAAGUGCAUCCGAUCAUCCUAUAUUUCCAUAUAUUAAUGUAUUACACAUGCACAGUGCUUUUCAAUUAUUUUCAUUAUUUUUCAAUCUCAUUUAAUCUUAGUGCAUAUGUUUAUCCUAUGUUUUCACAUAUUCACGUACCACACAUGCAUUGUUAUGAUCUAAUUGAAGAAAAAAGGAGGCUGUUUUUCCUUAGAGCCUAUUUUAUCUGAUUGCAUUUAUUGUUUAUGUGCCAAUAGCUUAUAAUGCUAUUUUAUGUUGUGUAUUACUCAAAAGCCUCAAUAAAAUAAUGAAUUAAAAAAAAAAAAAAUGAUAUGCACAGUGGUGUAAAUCACUAUUGAAGAUUCAAUAUUGGUGUGUGUCUAAAUCAAAACACUGUACAACCAAAGAGUGCAAACAUUUUACUCUUUUACAAAACCAUCUUCAUUUUACCCUGACACAGUCACAGAAAAUAAAAUAAAUGCCUGAUGUGUUCUGGAUACCUGGGUAUCUUGAGUCUCAAUCUUGAAUGAGAUUUAUCUUGCAUUUGUGAUAUCCAUUUUGUUUAAUUCGUUUUUUUUAUUUUUUUAUUUUGCUUUCGAUUCCAUCCUUCCAUUAAAAUGAUUCAGAACAUUUGGACGCAUUUUGCAAAAACAAAAUAUUGAAUUUUGUUAAAAUAAAAUUUUUGUAGUGUAUUUAUUGAUAUUUGAAUAUACAAAAGUACUUAUUUGUUUCUUUAAAGUGUAACUCCAAACACCAUGAUCACUUCUGUUUUUGGAAGUGGUUUGUAUGUGCUUGAAACUUUGCACAUACAGACCAUAUUUUGUGCCAGGACUAGUUACACCCUGGGCACAUGUUACUUAGGAAACCUGGAACUCUGUUCUAGAGUACCUAGUGUCAAUGCUUUGCCUCCUUCCGAGCCUGCUUGUGAGUUCUCUCCGUCCUCCCUUCCAUGCAAUUGUCAGUUUUCUCUCUCUCUCUUUUUUUAAUCAUUCUCUUCCUUCUCCAGCUCAGAGCACACAUUUUAUGCAUUUUUCCAACAGCUGGCAAAAUCUGCAGAUUUCUUGUCUGCGGUCUUUGCAAGCCCUUCCCUUCUGCCCAAGUUCAUACUUUCUGUGGCCAUCCAAUCACAGACUUCUAUUUUUAGCUCAAUGAGAAGGCUUUACAAGGCAGGACCUCUGAUCAAUUGCCUGCUUCUUCAAUUUAGCAGAGUUUAGCUGCGCUAACCAAACCAGGAAGUAAUAGCACCGGUUUUCUGACUGACAGCCGGGAAGAUGUAACAAGGUUAAUUUAAAAAAAAAAAUAUUUAUUGAAAUGUGCACUUUUUGUAAAAUAAAGAGGAGGACAUACUCUUCACACAUGAAGCAUUUUAGCAAGCUGAAGUACUUCAGGGGUCUAGAAAUAGAUUUAAAGUGACAUGCAUCACUUGACAAUUAUUUUUUUUACAAUCAACAAACAAACACGUUUCAAUGAAUAUGCAAAUAAAAAUAAAGCUGCACAUGUGUAAAGCAGUCAGACAUUCCUAUUGCACUUUGCCCGCAUUCCUGGGCAUAGAUUAUUAAACCCCCUGGAGUGGGUGUGGAUGUUUUGAUUUUUUUUCUUCAGCCUGCAGAGUGCGGCAACAGUGGCUUUUGAGUGAUGCAUGAGAUGCAUGUCCUUUAAUCAUAUGAUGAUUUGUUGAAUGUUUAAAGCUUCUAAAAACGUUUAUUUUGAUUCUGUUUAAUAGUAUUUUAGAGGACAGAGCCUCUCCACAUUCAAAAUUCCAAGAAAGGCAGUUCUGGUCAGCUGUGAAGGUACACAAAAUACAUCUUACCUAUGUAUAAAAGCCAUAUAAAUACUAUAAAACCGAUACAGACUGGGAUAUAACAUUGUUGCCUUUUAAUGAAACUAAAAAGUUUUAUGUUUUAUUUUUUUUUAUUAUUUUUUUCCUUUUCUGUUAAACAAGAUACCAUAUCACUCUAACUUAUUGAGGCUAAAUGGUAUAGGAAAUUAGCUCUUUUUUUUAUUUUUUUUAUUUUAUUAUAGUCUUUCAUUGAUUUCCGCUGUUAAUUCUUAUAAGAUAUCACAGUAACACAUCUUUCUCCACUGACUCAUACGUGUAAAGUGACUGACCUAGGAAGAGUUUAUCAGCAGAUCAUACAUGUGUUUCUAUGUUCAGUCUUGACAUAAACAUUGUGGAAGUAAACAUAGCACUUGGUGUCCCCAUCCUUACUGCUCUCAGAUGCUGCAAAAUGUUCUGUCGUGGGAUGGUUUCCUUGAAGAAGAAACCCUGCGAGAGCUGGGACUGGACAAAUUGCUGAAUCGCUACCUCCUGUUAAUCCUUCUGAAUUCCUCCCCUGGCAAAGAAAUGGUUAAUAAGUGCAGCAAGGUAACUGCACACCUUUUUGAUUAUUGGUCUUUCUAGUAGUUUUUGAAAAGCGUUUUUCCUAAUCUAUUCAUCCACCAGUUAAGCCGAGAAUGGAUUUAAAACUUUCUAAGGAAAUUCAUCGAGUUCUAAUGCUUUUAUUAUUUUUUAUUUAUUUCAGGGUUCUUGCUAAUUUGGAUUUUCUUUUUUUUCUUUUCAUAUAAUCAAACUAUUAUUGCAGUGUAUCACAGAGCAGUGUAGCAGCGUAAACGACUUGCAUAUGUUAACGUCUGUUGCAAGUGCUUACAAGAAAAAUAUCCAACUGCCAUUUGACAGUCUUGAUCUCACAGGAAAAAUAGUCUACCCUUACAUAAAAUGUGUUGGAUGUGGGAUUAAGAUUAUGAUUGGUUUCUUUUUUUCCUACCAUUUUGCUUUUAUGUGUUUUUUUUGUCAUCUAUUUUAGCUAUUUUAUUUAUUUUUACAAUUGUGUGUGUGUAUAUACAUCAAUAAGAGGUUUUGUCUCUCUUUGAGAUGACGACAUUAAUUAGCUACAGCCGAGAUAAUACAGGCUGGUCCCUUUAAAUAUGGCGGUAACAUUACAUUGUGUGUUUUAAACAUAUUUCUUGCAGAUUGUUGCCUGUCUGCCGCACAGUUGGUUUAAAGGCCUUGACAGUGGCUCCUCUCUGCCUUGCUUGGCAAAUUUCAGCAAGCACAUGCUGCAGUGUGCACAUACACUGCAUUCACUAGAUGAUCGGUAUGUUACACUGCUUUUUUUCACCAGGCUGAGAUUAUAACUUCUAUAGAUCCCUAAAUGCACAAUGUCUCUGUAGAUUAAUCUUGCACUGAGUAGUCUAAGAAAAACUCCCAGGCUGAAUAUCCUUUUAUUCUGGUUAAAACAUGCCACCACAACCAAACUCUGGAUAGUGAUAAUGGGAUUUGUAGACUAGGAAUAUUCUGUACUCCAAGUGGUAAUGAAAUGACAGCACUCCUGGGGUAUAAAGAGUCUGCAGGCCAACCCUGACUAAAUUAAAGGAUGAUGUAUGUUUUAGUGCUUUAUGGAGGUAAUGCAUUAAUAAAUGCAACAUUAAACAUGAUACAUUCUACUGCAUUUCCUUCUUUGCUGCAAAUCCUUUGCUUCUGCAACAAAUUUUAGUUCUGGUUCUCUCUGUAGCUUAUCAGUUUUAUUCAUGCAAAGACUGAAAGCUGAAAGAAAGGACAGCCUUUCUUCUAUGAGCUUGACAAAGAGCUCCCUCCUUGUUUUUUAUUUAUUUAAUGCAUUAAAUAUGGGUCGUCAGGUCUAGCUUUCUUCUGUAACAUAUCACAGUAGAGAAUGGGCAUAUUAGAAUAGGUAAGGUUGUUUGUAGAAAGCAGGGUUUGUUGUUCACAGUAGUUGCAACAAAAGUCUAUGGUAUAUCUUGAACUACUGCUUUAUUGUAAUCAGCAGAGAUCGAGAUAGUGGAAAAAAGUAUGUUUUAGCAAAUUUAAAUUCAAAUGUCAAAGUGUAUAUUAAUGUAGCUGAUCUGAAAAAAUACCCAACUCUGCUUUAGUUACAGCUUGACUUUUCAAACCUAAAUUUUGCUAUUAGGAUAUGUUAAAAUUCAGUGUUUAUUAAGUAACCCUGAGAUGUAUUUUAUUCCUCUCCUCCCCAACUGAAUACAGGUAGUAGUAGCACGUUGUAGGUUGCAGGUGGAUCACCUCUUUUGCGGUCUCAGUUCUCUAUUGGAUGGCAAGUUUAGAUUCCCUUUCAUCAGCUGACACAUUUUCAUAUGUUGUAUAUAUUAUCCUUGGAAUAUUCUACUAAUGAUGUGUAUCAUUCCAGGGAGAACUUGCUGGUUCUGGUGUCUCUGCUGAAAAAGAUCAAAGCAAUGGAUAAUGUGGAGGCACUUUCCAGUAAAUAUAACAUUGAGGAGCUGAAAUGAUUUUUUUUUUAUAAGAAGCAGUGAACACAUCUGAUUCCAGAUCUCAUGUCCACAGUCAGAGCACAGGGGCCUGUACUAAAUGCGUGGCUCUCACAACAAAAUGGACAGAGAUUUUCUAUUUUUAUAAAGGACAUUAUGAAGGAAUUGGCCGCCUUUUUUUUGUUUGUUUUUUUUCCGCUUAACAGGGCUGUGCUUUGUUAACAACUUACUUCCAAAAUGUUAGACCUGUAGAACAGAGAUGGAAAAUGUUCCCCAACUCAGUUGAAUGUAUGCCUUUCCCAAUUUUAUUUCCAGGAUAUUUAAGUUACAGUUCUUGAAGAAACCACCAAAUAAUUAUAUAAUUUACAUUGUCCAUUCCUUGACAGUUACGAUUAAAUGACAAUUAUGGACACUUAGUCCGAACCAACUUUUUAAGGUUUUAGAACAUUCUUUGUGAAUUUGCCAUCUGCUUUCAGAUUUGUCUUAAUUGUAACUACACAUGUGUGAAAUAAAGAUAUUUUAUUGUAC
This is a messenger RNA of Pelobates cultripes (western spadefoot toad), 28479 nucleotides long. The record is from the annotation of a GenBank genome assembly. Lineage: Eukaryota; Metazoa; Chordata; Amphibia; Anura; Pelobatidae.